Molecule: messenger RNA, 2344 nt
Organism: Tachysurus vachellii
Lineage: Eukaryota; Metazoa; Chordata; Actinopteri; Siluriformes; Bagridae
Product: butyrophilin subfamily 1 member A1-like
Exons: 7
Coding region: 149-1555 (468 amino acids)
Molecular function (GO): protein binding
Source: RefSeq, a predicted model, not a curated record
GAAAGCGACAGCAACAUACAGACCUGUCGGACACCUGUCGGCUUUCUCGGUUUAAUUUAGCGUUUUAUUAAGAAAAUAACAAAGAAUCAUUCAUUAUUUUCAGGUCUUGAGAUGUAAUUGGUAGCUUGUGAAACAGACAUGAGAAAUAAUGAUCAACAUUCAUUCAGCGACGUGUAUUUGUGUGACUCUCCUGACUGUCUACAAGUUUAUGGAAUCUCAAUCCGAACAAUUACAGGUGGUUGGUCCAGAAGCUCCUCUUGAUGCUGUAGCUGGUGAAGAUCUGGUUCUACCCUGUUUUAUCAAACCCAGUAAAAGUGCUGUGGACAUGACAGUGGAGUGGUUCAAACUCAAUGUAAAGGACUCAUUAGUACAUCUCUAUAGGGAUCAUGAAGACAACAAUGAAGGUCAGGCUCAGUCCUAUAGAGGAAGAACAUCACUGUUUAAAGAGGAGCUACAGAAAGGCAACACUUCACUCAAACUGUCAGAUCUCAGAGUCUCUGAUGAAGGAGAAUAUAAGUGUCUUGUUCAGGACAAAUCCUGGUACGAUGACAUCACUGUGAACAUCAUUGUAGAGGCUCAGGGAAGCCACCCAGUGAUAAUGAUGGAGAGUUAUGAUAACUCAGGAGGGAUUAAUCUAGUGUGUGAGUCCAGAGGCUGGAAACCUGAACCUGAUGUUCUGUGGCUGGACAGAGAAGGAGUCACUCUGACUGCUGAAGAUACACAGAUACACAGAGACACUGAGGGCUUUAGUGUGAAAACCAGCAUCACUGUUUAUGAUUAUAGCGACUCUAACAGGUUUUACUGCAGACUUCAGCAAAAACAUCACAUGAUGGAGACAGAGAUUAUCAUCAGUAGUGAAGUCUUUGGUGUUUGGAAGUGGGCUGUCAGCAUUUCAGCUGUAGCAUGUCUUUUUCUUGUUGGAUUGAUACUAACUGUGUGUUUUGGCUACAAGAAAGCAUCAGAACUUCAACAGGAGAAGCAAUAUGCAGAACUUCUAAAGAAGAAGAUGUUUAGAGUGGAUGUGACUCUGGAUCCUGAUUCAGCUCAUCCUCAACUCAAACUGUCUGCUGAUGGAAAACGAGUGACGCAUGUAGACACACCACAGGAUCUUCCUGAUUCACCACAAAGGUUUAAAAUUUCCUGUGUUUUGGGGCAGCAGAGUUUCUCUACAGGGAGAUUUUAUUAUGAGGUGCAGGUCAGAGGGAAAACUGAGUGGGCAUUAGGCGUGAUCAGAGGAAGCAUUAACAGGACGAAGUGGAUGACUGCGACUCCUCAGAAUGGAUUCUGGCUUGUGAUCCUGAGGAAUGAGAAUCAGUUUAAGGCUUGUGCUGAUCCCCCUGUACCCCUCACACUGAGAGAGACACUGGAGGUUGUGGGGGUGUUUGUGGAUUAUGAGGAGGGUCUGGUCUCCUUUUAUGAUGUGAAGUCCAGAUCUCAUAUCUACUCUUUCACUGGUCAGACUUUCACUGAGAAACUCUAUCCAUACUUCAGUUUUUGUAAUAAUAAAGGAGGUCAAAAUUCAGCACCACUGAUCAUCACUGCUGUUAAUGAAUAAAUAUCUGUUUUUUAUAUAUAUAUAUAUAUAUAUAUAUAUAUAUAUAUAUAUAUAUAUAUAUAUAUAUAUAUACUUUUUAAUGUUUAGCUUUUUCCACAAAUGGCUAUUAUGAUACAUUCAAAUGUACAACAUGAUUACAGACUACACAACUACAAUAAAUUAUCUAAAGCUUAAACAUGUAGAUUGUAAAAUGAACUGUGUUUACAUGAACACUAAUAUGAUCAUUAUCUGAUUUAAGCAGUUAAAUUCAGAUUGCAUUUUUCCUCUCUAGAAAUUCUAUUAAAACACACAUUUUAGUCCAGUUACUCACUGACACUUAAUAUAAAAUAAAUACUUAAUCAGUGUUUGUGUGCUAAUAAUCUGAUUUCUCAAACAUCCCAAAACUCAGUUCUUACCAUAUGCUUUUGACAUUCUUACAUUUUCUAAAGUUGAGAAACAUCUAUUACUGAUUGGAUGUGUAGGUUUAAAAUUAAUGUUAACUUUCUUUGUCUGGUUUGUUUAUCAUAAUUAAAUUUACAAUUAAUGUUUUGGAGCUGAUCAAUAAUGAAACCGAUUUAAUGUUGUUAAUUUUGCUGACUAGACUGUUACUAGUGUUUUUUGAUAUGUAGUAUAAUCUUAGUUUAUUAUAAUUUCUAAAAUAUCUGAACAAACGACCUCUAUGAUUAAAUUUUGUUAAAAUAUUAACUGCAUUUCUUUGUGCUUAAUACACCUGUGAUCUGAAAAACUUAUGCCAGUUGAUGUCAGCGUUGCAGGGAUAAAACGGACCCAAAUGCAGGAUAGCGUAAAAGA